Paramecium octaurelia is the source of this 3767-nucleotide messenger RNA. NCBI's taxonomy places the organism in Eukaryota, Ciliophora, Oligohymenophorea, Peniculida, Parameciidae. The record is from the annotation of a GenBank genome assembly.
AUGUAGAAUAAUUAAGGUGGUUAGAGUUCAAGAAUUGAAAAUGGUGCUGAUGAUCGGCGAUUAGAGAGGUUGGAAAGUAAGUAUGUUAAUUUUGAUUAGGUAGUCAAGCCAAUUAAUUCAAAUAUUUCUAGAUUUAAUUCAAUGGUGUAGGUGUGGAAGGAACAUGAGAUACCAGAAUGUCAUUAGAAGUACUACUAUAAUGUGAUAUUGAAACAUUAGCAAUAGGCUGAUGAAUUGAUGAGAAUUGAAAUUGAUAGCAUAUCAAGCAAUAAAAGUGUGGUCAGAACUUUGCAUCAGCUGACCAUAGGGAGGGAUAGAUGUCUCAAAGAAAUAUCCAGAGCUAAGUAAGGGAAUAUUUCAGAUUUCUUGAAAACAAUUUCAAAAUUUAUUUAUGAUCUUCGCAAACUCACUUUGAAUCUAAUUGAAUUCCAUAGGAAAUGGAUGAAUUCUCUGAACUCUAGGUUCGAGUACAACUACAUUUGGAGGAUCAAGGACAGGAAUUAUCUGCAUUAAAUAAAGGAAGAUCAUAAGUUCAUACAAAAUCACCAUCCAAAGAUGAGACAAUAUUUCCAAUUCAAUGAUGAGGACAUCUUCUAUUUGAGUGUAGUGAAACAAGCAGAAUAAGACGACGAAUAAAAGUACGAGCAUUUGAUGAAACACAAGAUGGACAAGAAAUACAUAGAAAAGAUGAUAGAUCUCCAGGAAUAUUUCAAUAGGCAAAUAAAAGAUUAUAAGCCUGUGAAUAUUGUAAAUUCCUCCUCCUAAAAUUCAGACAUGAAUCAUGCGGGUUCUCCAGGAUUUUCAGGUAAAAAGAAUGUCAACUUGGGGAAUUACGCAAGCAAAGUGAUAUACACUGCAGAGGACUUCCAAUUUAAUUUGGUUUCGUAUCCGUAUAAGGAUUUGGAGGCAAUACUCGAGCAUUGGUCAGCACAAAAUGUAUAAGAAUUGAAUGACAGUUUUAAAUACCCAAUUAAUCACAUCAAAGACUUGUUGAUGUAUUGGCAGGAGGCUGCCAUUGUGAGAAUCAAUUAAAAUGGACUAAUAAUAUGUUCAAUUGAUUAGGAGUUCAAUGGAAGGAGGUGGAUUUUGCAUUAAAUAUAUUUGUAAAAGGAAGUGUAAUGGCAAUAGAAAUUGAAUCUUGUGAUUCAACAUUUUAUCAAAAUGUUGAUUAUGUAAGGAGACUCUUUUACGUCAUUGGCUAUUUGCUGCAGUAAUGAUUAAUCUAUCAAAAGAGUGUUGAUUGAUCUGAAAUUCGCAUUCUCAAAGAACAUUACAUAUAAUCAAUUUAAUGUGGUUAUUUAUGAAUAAAAAAUAUAGAAUGCUUAACAACAUAAUAAUAGACAAUAUUAUACUCCUCUGACUUUGAGAAUGCUCAGAAUUUAUGCAACUGAAACUGAUUCAACUCUGAUAACAAACGAGGAAUUGCUUAUUGCCUAAUAUUGUGCAAAUCUUGGAAAGAAUUAAGUUAUCAAAUUUGAAAACAACAUCUUGGUUUUGGCUCCAUAUUUGAGUGUAAGCAUUAAAAUUACAAUAUUAGAAAUCUAAAUUGUAUGGUUAAGAGUACAUGUUAAUUUAGAAACCGGAAGAUGUCAAAAACAAAUAUCAAAUUGAUUUCAGUUCUCCUGUUACCACUCCAGUCUAUUUCCAAUAAUUCAAUGUGAAACUCAAUUUCAAAUACUUCAGUAGUGAGUUCUACCGAAACAACAUUUAGCCGUACCUUCGACUUCCUGCUGUAAUUUUUAGACGCAUAAAUUAUCAUAGCAUCCUACCAUGGAUAAAUAGGAACCCUCCAUUCUGUAGUUAAAUUCCUCGGAAAUCUCAAACAGUGUGAUUUAUCUGAUCUCCACCAUUGACCCAUUUAUCAAAAUGUAUUCAAUUGUCACUCAAACAAUAGAUUCAUCAUGGAAGUGCAAUCUAAUCAGAUAUUUAAAUCCAACAUUCAAUCCUUUAUCAACCAAACCUUUGAGAAAUUUGAUAAGUAACAGGAAUGCCAUUAAAAUGUCUGGCUGCCUCAAUUCAAAUGCAGUGGGAGGUAACUGAAAUUAAGUGACACCAACAUUAAUGCCUACUUUCAAAAUGAUACCUAUUUGUCAGUGACAUAUCCCAGGAAUCCAUCAUUGCACACCAACAAAUAGUUUAAUGAUGCAGAUAAAGUCAUCUAGCCUCCAUUUCUUUUCGGGAUUGUACAGAGUGAUUUGGAAUAAAUAAAUAAACCCUUAUUCUCCAUUCUGAUAGACAAGGAUAAUGUCAUCAAAGCAACUGAGAAGUCAAUCAAUAACAACGCUUCUUUUCCAGCUCCAGUCCAAUUAUAGCCGAAGGAAACUGAGUCAUUCAUUAAGGAAUUGAUUAGGAACACAGAUUAGGAUAUCAAGAAAUCUUUUUGUUCUGAUCCUGCCAUUUUGAUCUACAAAUUAACUUAUUCACUUGAAUGUUCAGUGAUUAAUCUUAACAUUGGCCAUGCUAUUAUCUAUGUUGACGAGAAUCAUAUCUUUGAGAAAAGAUGGGUCAUUGAAUCAAUCAUGAUUAACAAUCUAAACAAUUUGUCUCCACUGCUCACCAAAUUGAUCGAAUACAUUUUCACCAUUGAUUCCUCAGCCAGUGAAAUCCAAAUCUGUUAGGUAAGAUAUACAUGUAGACAUUCAUAUAGAAUCACUACCAAGAGCAUGGGGAGUUGAUUGCGAAUACAUCAAUCAUGAAUGCAAUCAAAAAGGCUAAGUUCCGUUGGAGACUAGUUGAUAAUGAUGCCAAAACCCAAGUCAGAAGGACCAUCUAUUAUCUUAAGCGAUCCCUUACAGAAUUGUAUCAUAUUCCAUAUCAUUUUGUAGUCCCAACAAAACACACAACCAAAUCUCCAUUUAAUUCAGAUCUUAUUAUGCCACUCAGUAGAGUGAAGUGAGAAAUCAAAUCGAAAAUCAAUUAGAAUAUCUUCACUCCUCCAAUGUGUAGUAAUUCUUUGAGGAUUGCUUCUAAUGUCAUGUGCAUGGACAAGUCCCUGAUUCCAACUCUUUCCUCCAAAAGAAAUUGCAAUCCAUCCAAGGCAAACUGCCGAAUUCAGAAUUCCUGAGUAUCCAAACUCCUGAAGAACUUAGAUCGCAAAUCAAAUUCUCAAUCAAUUUGCCUGCCUUUGAGAGCAGAUAUUAGAAGGUAUACAAAUUGACACAUAUGUAGUUCGACUUGCUUCAUAUGAUUACGCAAUUGAAGAUCAAAAGGCAGAGACAAGUGAAUUAUAAAGAUAAAAAGUACCUAGAAAUACCUAAUUACAAUGGAUUGCAAUAGAUAUUUCAAUCUGAAAAUUAUCAAUUGAAUUAAAAGAUCUUCUUCAUUGCUACCCAAGAUCCCCUCUAUUUCCUGUAUUUUAUAGAGUUGAGCAAUCAAAAUCUGAUUCAACAAAUUCAACAUGAUCAACUCAGCGUGGUCAGUCAGGUUUCACAAGUACCUAUACAUUUAUUAUUCUACAAGGCCUUUGUGACCAAAUACCUAAGCAAUCACUAAUUGGUGUGGAUUGAAUAGUUUUAGAAAAUCAUUCCCAUCCACCAAAAAUAGAAUUUCCUGUACAUAGAUUUCGCAUUGAAUUCACAAUUCUCAAUUGAGCAAUCUGUGAUAAUGGAUGACGACUCUGCACAUUUGGAAGAUAUCUAUAAGAUCAAUUUGCCUCUGUUUUGUGGACUCUUGAACACCAAUGUGAGAACCCAAUUUGAACGUCCAUUGAUAGGAAUGAUAAUUGAUUGAUUGAUGAUUAAUCGAUUUUUACUCAGAAAUAAAACACC